Messenger RNA from Gavialis gangeticus (Gharial), 1656 nucleotides. It is a transcript of the gene IDH3B, whose product is annotated as isocitrate dehydrogenase 3 (NAD(+)) beta. The transcript has 13 exons. Gene Ontology annotation, biological process: isocitrate metabolic process; tricarboxylic acid cycle. The coding region runs from base 1 to 1389 and encodes 462 amino acids. The record is from RefSeq and is a predicted model, not a curated record. Gene Ontology annotation, cellular component: mitochondrion. Gene Ontology annotation, molecular function: NAD binding; oxidoreductase activity, acting on the CH-OH group of donors, NAD or NADP as acceptor; magnesium ion binding. Lineage: Eukaryota; Metazoa; Chordata; Crocodylia; Gavialidae.
AUGCAAAGGGAGGUGCUGGGUGAUCCCGGCAGGAGGGAGACGCUGGCGCACGUGUCCGUGGAGUGCGCCACGCUGCAGCCCCUGCACCUGCUCCGCCGGAGCUUGCUCCUCGAGUUGCGGCUGCACGUUUACGCGCUCGCCGUCCGUCGCCCCGCCUGGCCAGCCGCCUCCUGGCUGUCGGGCAGGCUCCCGGGGACACGGCGGCGUUCUUCCUCCGUGUCCGGCGCGCACGGCGGCCGGGUCUGGGCAGCGCUGAUCUCCGGUGUGAAACCAGCCGAGUCGUUGGCCGCGCUGCGCCGCCCACUGCUCUGCGGCCUCCGCUCCUCGGCCGUGCCGCUGCACAAGGCGGAGAGCGUGCGGGCCGAGGGUGCCUUCCAGGUGACGAUGCUGCCGGGGGACGGUGUCGGCCCGGAGCUUAUGCACGCGGUCAAGGAGGUGUUCAAGGCCGCCAGCGUUCCUGUGGUGUUUGACGAGCACCACCUGAGCGAGGUGCAGAACACGGCGUCGGAGGAGAAACUGGACGAGGUGGUGGACUCCAUGAAGGAGAGCAAGGUGGCCAUCAUAGGAAAGAUCCACACGCCUAUGGAGUAUAAGGGAGACCUGGCGUCCUACGACAUGCGGCUCAGGCGCAAGCUGGAUUUGUUCGCGAACGUGGUGCACGUGAAGAGCCUGCCUGGGUACAAAACACGACACAACAACCUGGACCUGGUGAUCAUCCGGGAACAGACGGAGGGCGAGUACAGCUCACUGGAGCACGAGAGCGCUACGGGUGUCAUCGAGUGUCUGAAGAUCAUCACGCGGGCCAAGUCACAGCGCAUCGCCAAAUUCGCCUUCGACUACGCCACCAAGCUGGGGCGCGCCAGGGUCACGGCUGUGCAUAAGGCCAACAUUAUGAAGCUGGGGGACGGGCUCUUCCUGCAGUGCUGUGAGGAGGUUUCCAAGCUCUACACCAAGAUCAAGUUCGACACCAUGAUCAUAGAUAACUGCUGCAUGCAGCUAGUGCAGAACCCCUACCAGUUCGAUGUCCUGGUGAUGCCCAACCUGUACGGGAACAUAAUUGACAACCUGGCGGCUGGCUUGGUGGGCGGUGCUGGCGUGGUGCCCGGCGAGAGCUACAGCGCUGAGUAUGCUGUGUUCGAGAUGGGUGCCCGCCACCCAUUUGCACAGGCAGUGGGCAGGAACAUCGCCAACCCCACUGCCAUGCUGCUCUCUGCUGCCAACAUGCUGCGUCACUUGAACCUGGAGUUUCACGCUAACAUCAUCUCGGAUGCUGUGAAGAAGGUGAUCAAGGUCGGCAAGGUCCGGACCCGGGACAUGGGCGGUUACUCUACCACCUCGGACUUCAUCAAGUCUGUGAUUGACAACCUGCACCCCCACUACGGGCUCUAGGCCCCCUGGCCGUGCCCAGCCCCAGGACUGCAUGUGUGCGCCAGCACCUCUCGCUUCCAGGCCCAGCGGACCUCUCACCUGGCCCCUGCCCCGGUGCCCUGAUGCUUGUCACCUGCUCUGUGGCUGCCAGGGUCAACCUGUUCUCCACAGCAGGCCCCUGGGAGGGGAUUAUCCCUACGAGCGCCCCAUGACUCCUACCUCCUUGGCAUCCAGCUGGUGCCUGUCCCAAGAGCCUGAGGCCUGCUGAGCACAGGUCAGGGGGCUGUG